AUGAACACUGUACGCGCACUCACCGUUGUCGCAGUUGCCGGUAAACAGUCUCCAACCAGCGCGCUUACCCACUAUAUCAGUCUGACUAACGGAAAUGUAGCAGGCGCUGCCGCGGAGUCUGUCCAGUGGAAUCCCGCUAUCAACCACGUUCUCGCUCAUGAUGUAGCUGCACGUGACGACCACUGCGCCGAGCUCCCAAAGCUCUGCACAGAUGCAGUACUGCUACGUGGCUAUGAGACUACCCUCACCUAUCUGUGUCCCGAGAAGACCGAAGGUCCGUCUACUGUCACCGUCACUACCACCAGGACAACCACUGUGACGGGUGAUCAGAGCCUGACCUCUAGCGUUGCUCCCGCUCCCGCUCCUACCUCGGACGUCGGAACUGCUCCCUCAGUGCAGCCUCUCCCCCACAAACCCGUCUCAGCCACUUCGGACGUUGGAGGUCCUCCCGCAGAGGAGCCCACUACCACCGUGAUCAUCCAGUCAACCGUCCAAGUUACCGUCACUAGAUCAGUCACCAAGGUCGCUCCCAGCUCUACGUUGUCAUCUCUUCCUCCCCCGUCCAUCACUUGGUCUUUCACCGCGGUCCUCCCUACCGAUGUCAAAUCCUCUCAUGUCUCGGGCGGAACGUCGUCGGCUUCUCGCACCGAGCUACCAUCAAUAGUGUCGUCCCUCGUCUUCGGUGGCUUCCACGUCUUGGUCACCUUCGACGUCUUCGGCGGCUUCCUCGUCUGCGUUGGAUUCCACAUCUUCGGCUGCUUCCACGUCUUCGAUGGCGCGUUUACCGUCGGGUGGUCAUCAUGCUCCACCUUUCGCGAACGGUACCGCUAUCAGCUACACCCCCGGCAUCUUCCCCACGCUGAACGCAAGGGAUGA
Messenger RNA from Alternaria arbusti, 876 nucleotides. RefSeq lists its product as uncharacterized. The record is from RefSeq and is a predicted model, not a curated record. Bases 1 to 876 code for a protein of 291 amino acids. Lineage: Eukaryota; Fungi; Ascomycota; Dothideomycetes; Pleosporales; Pleosporaceae. The transcript is spliced from 2 exons.